This is a messenger RNA of Homo sapiens (human), 1913 nucleotides long. RefSeq names its product noggin (gene NOG). The record is from RefSeq and is marked reviewed. Gene Ontology annotation, cellular component: presynapse; extracellular region. Gene Ontology annotation, biological process: exploration behavior; membranous septum morphogenesis; regulation of neuronal synaptic plasticity. NCBI's taxonomy places the organism in Eukaryota, Metazoa, Chordata, Mammalia, Primates, Hominidae. The coding region runs from base 526 to 1224 and encodes 232 amino acids. The transcript has a single exon.
AAACCGGUGCCAACGUGCGCGGACGCCGCCGCCGCCGCCGCCGCUGGAGUCCGCCGGGCAGAGCCGGCCGCGGAGCCCGGAGCAGGCGGAGGGAAGUGCCCCUAGAACCAGCUCAGCCAGCGGCGCUUGCACAGAGCGGCCGGACGAAGAGCAGCGAGAGGAGGAGGGGAGAGCGGCUCGUCCACGCGCCCUGCGCCGCCGCCGGCCCGGGAAGGCAGCGAGGAGCCGGCGCCUCCCGCGCCCCGCGGUCGCCCUGGAGUAAUUUCGGAUGCCCAGCCGCGGCCGCCUUCCCCAGUAGACCCGGGAGAGGAGUUGCGGCCAACUUGUGUGCCUUUCUUCCGCCCCGGUGGGAGCCGGCGCUGCGCGAAGGGCUCUCCCGGCGGCUCAUGCUGCCGGCCCUGCGCCUGCCCAGCCUCGGGUGAGCCGCCUCCGGAGAGACGGGGGAGCGCGGCGGCGCCGCGGGCUCGGCGUGCUCUCCUCCGGGGACGCGGGACGAAGCAGCAGCCCCGGGCGCGCGCCAGAGGCAUGGAGCGCUGCCCCAGCCUAGGGGUCACCCUCUACGCCCUGGUGGUGGUCCUGGGGCUGCGGGCGACACCGGCCGGCGGCCAGCACUAUCUCCACAUCCGCCCGGCACCCAGCGACAACCUGCCCCUGGUGGACCUCAUCGAACACCCAGACCCUAUCUUUGACCCCAAGGAAAAGGAUCUGAACGAGACGCUGCUGCGCUCGCUGCUCGGGGGCCACUACGACCCAGGCUUCAUGGCCACCUCGCCCCCCGAGGACCGGCCCGGCGGGGGCGGGGGUGCAGCUGGGGGCGCGGAGGACCUGGCGGAGCUGGACCAGCUGCUGCGGCAGCGGCCGUCGGGGGCCAUGCCGAGCGAGAUCAAAGGGCUAGAGUUCUCCGAGGGCUUGGCCCAGGGCAAGAAGCAGCGCCUAAGCAAGAAGCUGCGGAGGAAGUUACAGAUGUGGCUGUGGUCGCAGACAUUCUGCCCCGUGCUGUACGCGUGGAACGACCUGGGCAGCCGCUUUUGGCCGCGCUACGUGAAGGUGGGCAGCUGCUUCAGUAAGCGCUCGUGCUCCGUGCCCGAGGGCAUGGUGUGCAAGCCGUCCAAGUCCGUGCACCUCACGGUGCUGCGGUGGCGCUGUCAGCGGCGCGGGGGCCAGCGCUGCGGCUGGAUUCCCAUCCAGUACCCCAUCAUUUCCGAGUGCAAGUGCUCGUGCUAGAACUCGGGGGCCCCCUGCCCGCACCCGGACACUUGAUCGAUCCCCACCGACGCCCCCUGCACCGCCUCCAACCAGUUCCACCACCCUCUAGCGAGGGUUUUCAAUGAACUUUUUUUUUUUUUUUUUUUUUUUUUUCUGGGCUACAGAGACCUAGCUUUCUGGUUCCUGUAAUGCACUGUUUAACUGUGUAGGAAUGUAUAUGUGUGUGUAUAUACGGUCCCAGUUUUAAUUUACUUAUUAAAAGGUCAGUAUUAUACGUUAAAAGUUACCGGCUUCUACUGUAUUUUUAAAAAAAAGUAAGCAAAAGAAAAAAAAAAGAACAGAGAAAAGAGAGACUUAUUCUGGUUGUUGCUAAUAAUGUUAACCUGCUAUUUAUAUUCCAGUGCCCUUCGCAUGGCGAAGCAGGGGGGAAAAGUUAUUUUUUUCUUGAAGUACAAAGAGACGGGGGAACUUUUGUAGAGGACUUUUUAAAAGCUAUUUUCCAUUCUUCGGAAAGUGUUUUGGUUUUCCUUGGACCUCGAAGAAGCUAUAGAGUUCAAUGUUAUUUUACAGUUAUUGUAAAUAUAGAGAACAAAUGGAAUGACUAAUCAUUGUAAAUUAAGAGUAUCUGCUAUUUAUUCUUUAUAAUAUCCCGUGUAGUAAAUGAGAAAGAAGUGCAGAGCAGGAUUAAAGAAAACCACUAAAACCGA